Molecule: messenger RNA, 1829 nt
Organism: Ceratosolen solmsi marchali
Lineage: Eukaryota; Metazoa; Arthropoda; Insecta; Hymenoptera; Agaonidae
Product: aminomethyltransferase, mitochondrial
Exons: 6
Coding region: 429-1649 (406 amino acids)
Biological process (GO): glycine catabolic process
Cellular component (GO): mitochondrion; glycine cleavage complex
Molecular function (GO): protein binding; aminomethyltransferase activity
Source: RefSeq, a predicted model, not a curated record
AGUAUCCUAACCUCAUAAACUUUGAGAUCGACCAGUCUUGAAUUCAAUUACUUCAACUAGUCUGCAAGUGCACAUACUUUACCAUUUAUUGAAUAAGCAUAUUCUAAGAGUAGUGAAGAUAUUAAAGUACAAUAAAAUAAUAUUGUCAAAUAAAAGUAAAAAAUGUAAUACAAGCAUUUGAAAGAUUAAAUAAUUCUACAAGAACAUAAGAAUCCAAAUAAAAUAAGCCCAAGAGUUAUUGAUUUGUUACACUUUUCGAUUACAUUUGCGAAUGAUAAAGUUGUUGGGUAGAAGCAUCUCGAGCCUUAUCACACAAGAAAUUAACGUUUAAACUGAUGCUCGUAUAUCUCUUCCAAGAGCAUAGAAAAAAACAAGCACGAGAAGAGUGUAAAAAAGUUAUUCGGUAACGUGAAAGUUACAGUGUAAAGAUGACAUUGUUGACUGUGUUCAAACAAUUCAAGAAAUUUCAAGAUGCUGGAAAAUCGGUAGCAAGAUCGCUCUCCAUUAAGGAUGAUCAAGAAUCGAAAAAAACUUGCCUCUAUGAUCUACACAUCGAGAAUAAUGGGAAAAUGGUGAAUUUCUCCGGUUGGUUGCUCCCGAUACAAUACCGGGAUUCAAUCACAGCCUCGCACCAACACACUCGUACCCACGCGUCACUCUUCGAUGUCGGCCACAUGCUGCAGAGUCAUGUGAGCGGAUGCGACUCGGGCGAGUUUCUAGAAUCUCUCACGACCGCGGAUCUCCAGAACUUGGCCCAGGGUGGCGCCGCACUUACAGUCUUCACCAACAAAAGCGGCGGUAUCCUCGACGAUCUUAUCAUUACGAAAGAUCGAAAUGAUCGUUUUUUUGUAGUAUCCAAUGCUGGAAGAAGAAACGAGGAUAUAGAACUCAUGUUGGGAAGACAAGCUGAAAUGAAAUCCCAAGGCAAAAACGUGACCAUAGAGUUCUUGGAUCCUUUGGAACAAGGUCUGAUCGCUUUGCAAGGACCAAGUGCUGCGACAACUCUCCAGACCUUGGUAAAAAUCGAUCUUACAAAACUGAAAUUUAUGAAUAGCGUGGAGACCAAGAUCAAUCAGAAGUCUGUGAGAAUAUCACGAUGUGGCUAUACCGGCGAAGAUGGCUUCGAAAUUUCGGUCAACGGAAAAGAUGCGCGAACAAUUAGCGAAAUGAUUCUUGAAGUACCUGAUAUUAAACUCGCUGGUUUAGGAGCGAGGGACAGUUUGAGGCUAGAAGCAGGAUUUUGUUUAUAUGGACAUGAUAUUAAUGAGUCUAUAACACCUGUUGAGGCUUCGUUGCAAUGGCUAAUUGCAAAGCGGCGUCGAGAAGCAGCGAACUUUCCGGGUGCAGAAUUCAUUCUCGAGCAAAUAAAGAAUGGACCGAAGAAGAAACGCGUGGGCCUGAUCCUCGGCCAAGGCCCACCAGCUCGCGAAAAUGCAACGAUAUUGACAUCGGCGGGCGAACGCGUAGGCAUAGUGACCUCGGGAGGUCCAAGUCCCACUCUUGGCAAACCCAUCGCCAUGGGUUAUGUGCCAUUGGAACACGUUCACACCGGCACCCCCGUUCUCACUGAAAUCCGGGGCAAAACAUACAAGGCCCUCAUAACGAAGAUGCCUUUUGUUAAACCACAUUACUACAGCGACAAAAGAUAACUUGUGGAAAUCUAAAUCUGGUCAUCUGUAUAUAAUUCUUAAUUCGAAUUUAUUGCGCAAUAAUUUUAUAUGCUAUUUUUUCAAUAGAUACGUACUGAAAAAUGUAUUUGAACGAACAUUUAUUUUAACUAUCCUUUUUACUUUAAGUGAGCAUUCAUUAAUACAACGAUACUACUAAUU